AGGCUUUGGAACAAUACGCAAAGAAAACUGGUCGAACAGUCGCAUUUGUGAUUUCGUAAAGAACGGAUGAGAUAAAGUUUUAUCGUAGUGCGUUUUGGAUUUGAAGAAUUUUUUUUUUGUUCAAUCGAAAAUCAAGAACAAUUUUUGAGAAGGAUUUUAAACUGUACAACGAUUGUUAUCGGGUUGAAUACUUGUACCGGUUUCCGUUUUGGUACGAUUAGCAAAGAAAUAAUUACGUGUCAAUUGUUAACGAACUCUGUUGCUAAGCCAUAAGUGCAUCGGAAAGGAUAUAAAACAUUUUGCUGUGUCCAUAUACAUUUUGAUAAAAGAAAAACAUUAAAUUCUAUCGCGCCAGCACUCACUUGCGGUUGAGUUUGUUGCUGGAAAAUUUAUGGCCUAACUUAAUAGUGAAAUACCUUUUUACAUAUGUAGGUGUUCGAAUGGCAUAGGUAUACCUAUAAAUAUAUCCACACAACAAUUUUUUUUUGUCCAGCCAGCCAGCCAGCCAUCCAUUAUUUAUAUCCGCAUACAAUGAAAGUGCAUUAGUGUAGAUCAAAUGUGAAUUAUUGCGGAGCAAUUUUAUAGCAUGUGGUUGAUUCUAUAAGAAUAUUAUGCAGUGAUUGUUGUCGUUUCUCUUCGAGUGUGUAUUAAAAUAAACUGAUAAAAAAGUAUCAUUUGCAGUUUAUGUAAUAUACACCGAUUGGAAUAGAAGAAGGAUUUAUGUGUAGUGCUGGAAAAUCUGAAUAGAGAGAGAAAAGAUCCGACAACCACCUAUAAAAGCAGAAGAAAAAUCUGAUAAACGCAACAGAGAAAAUAAAAGUCUUCGAGAAUCUUGUGCUGCUUCUUCUUCAUAGAAAAGAAUUAUUUAUGGCUAAAUUGGCAUCAGUUCCUUAAAACAAACAGAUUUCAGAUAAAUAUGUUUCAUUCCUCAACAACAUAUCCAGAAAUGACAGGAAGUAUCGCAAAUACCGGUUCAUAUCAUCAAUCUCCAGUCGCAGCUAAUUCACCAGUGUACGUCCCAUCGAGCAGAGCUCUUCCACACGGCCAGUACGGUCACGGCACAUUUCCCGGCAGUUCUGUGCCACAAAAUGGCUGGACAGCUGACAGCUUUACGGCGUCCCAUUCGCAAUUACCGCCACAAUUCUAUGCCCAAAAUGUGAUGAUGGGCUCGUGGAGAGCCGCUUAUGAUCCGCGCAGUUUUCAAAGCACAUCACCGUAUGACAGUGCAAUGGACUUUCAAUUCGGCGAGGGGAGAGAAUGCGUCAAUUGCGGUGCAAUAUCGACACCGUUGUGGAGGCGAGAUGGAACUGGUCAUUAUUUGUGCAAUGCUUGCGGUUUAUAUCACAAAAUGAAUGGAAUGAAUCGUCCGCUGAUUAAGCCGAGUAAAAGACUUACUGCAACCAGACGAUUGGGUCUCUGCUGUACGAACUGUGGUACAAGAACAACAACACUGUGGCGCAGAAAUAACGAGGGUGAACCGGUAUGCAAUGCAUGCGGUUUGUACUUUAAAUUGCACGGUGUAAAUCGACCGUUGGCCAUGCGAAAGGAUGGAAUACAAACGAGAAAACGGAAACCGAAAAAGGGUGGCAGCGGCAGUGACAUAUCAUCGAAUGGAAAGAAGGACGAUGGUGAAGACAUUAAACCAAGUCUUUCGAAUUCGUCAACGCCGAUACAGUCCCAGAAUCUAUUGCCGUCCGAUCGAAAUGGUAACACUAAGAUGAUGACAUCUCCAGGCUCCAAAAUGCAUCUACCAUCACCAGUGUCCCGAUCUCAUCCCAUUCAGUCGUACAUUCAUCCGUCGUCAAGUGCCAGCAUUUCGUCGCACAGUCAUCCAAAUAAUUCGCCGUUAAGCUAUACGGCCGGCCUCAAUUCAACAUCAAAAUACGAUCUGUCGCAUAAUUCGCCGCACAUACACAGUACAGCCAAUAGCUAUCUGCAUCCAAACAACUUAUCGCAGUCCGGUUACGGGAACAGUGUCAAGUCGGAAACGAAUUCCAACUACGAUUACAUGAAUAAUUGUAUCCAGAGCGGAUAUUUUGGUAGUUCAUUCACGCCGACGUCAUCGGUGCAUAGUCCAUCGGAUUUGGCCGGAUAUCAUCAUCAGCAUAAUGUUAUUCAGGCAGCUAAAUUGAUGGCAUCGUCGUGAAGACAUUGAACAGAAAAAUUGUACGAAAUUCCACCGACUGAUUACGUUGAAUGUAAUAAAGUGAGCGAGAGAGAGAGAGAACGAUAAGGGCGAGAGGAUGGAAAUUAUGUAUUUUUUCAAGAUUGUUUUUCCGUUUUAUUAUCUUACGGACGGUAUGGCUCAUCAGUUAUUGAUGGCUACUUAUAAAAAUAAGCAUUGAGCUCUCUUUGAAUAAUAGAAGUAAUUGAUUCGGUAAUGAUAAUGCUUGCCGUCUGUAAGAGGUUAAUCUUUAGCUGCUGCAGAGAUGAUUAGUUUUUUCAGUCCCGCAAUGCCGUAUUGGAAUGAAAUUAAAAGCUCACGUUCCGUUGCACGGACUAGCUUUGUCAUUAGAGUUGAUUCAUCUACCAGAAUCAACAAUUCGGACCAAUUGAGAUUGUGAUAAAAUAAAAGAGAAAUCUGAUCAUCUGGUGAUCCUUUCGAUGAUCCUGUAGUAUUUACUUUAGUGGAAGCCAUGUUCCUGUGACUUUAUCUUUGUAAAAAUUAGUUUCGUUUUAUUUAACCACACGAUAAGACUAAGCAUAUAAGUUCUAAUAGACAGUGUUGUUCAAAAAUAGCCGAUGAUAUUGCAAUCUCUAUGCAGUAAAAUUUUUGAAAAUUAUGACAAAGUGGACGCACAACAACUGAUUUUACUAUUGAGUUGCAAUGCCGACGGCAAUUUUUUUUUCUUUUACUUUUGUGCAAAUUAAAUCAAUAAAAAAAUCGAAAGUAUUAUUAGAAGGUAAACUAUAAUCCGUACUAAACGCAAAUUUUGCACACAAAUAAUUAUGCGCAUAAGUUUAAGUUCUUUUUUUUUUCGUGUAAGUCCUAUGUACCAAUUAUGACAAAGAAUAAAA
This is a messenger RNA of Bradysia coprophila, 3018 nucleotides long. It is a transcript of the gene pnr, whose product is annotated as pannier. Gene Ontology annotation, molecular function: RNA polymerase II cis-regulatory region sequence-specific DNA binding; DNA-binding transcription factor activity, RNA polymerase II-specific; zinc ion binding. The record is from RefSeq and is a predicted model, not a curated record. Gene Ontology annotation, cellular component: nucleus. Lineage: Eukaryota; Metazoa; Arthropoda; Insecta; Diptera; Sciaridae. Gene Ontology annotation, biological process: negative regulation of transcription by RNA polymerase II; cell fate commitment; positive regulation of transcription by RNA polymerase II.